CGAAGGCGUAGGUCCGUAGCCAUUUUGGCUCAAGUCCGCCAGGUGAGUGCAUCUCCUCCUGGCAUCUCAAUCGAACAACUGCUCUUUCUUACCUUUUACAUCUGCUCUUUCGUAUCCUUUCAAGCCAUAGUCGCCUCAGUCAUGGCGUACAAGCUAAUCAUCGCGACGGCGUCCGCGCUCGCUUCCAUGGUGGGCGCCGAGCUGCAUCUCAUCCAGGUGUCCGUGCACGGGUCGGACGGCAAUGAGGCGUCCACGCCAGCACCGACCCCAGCACCAGCGAUGGCCUGCGCGGAGCAAGGGUGGAAUGGUAAUGGCAUUCCAUUUCGCAUCGGUUUUUCGAUUCACGUUACUUCUUCUUUUCCUAACAUCGCCUCUUCUUAUCUUCUUUUGGGGAGUGGCUACAAUCCCUACAUGGCUAUCUACGGGCCCGGGAUGCCUGGGGUGAAUGCGGGGACCUUUCAGUUGCUUUUCCAGUUUAAUGCCCUGUCGAUUCCCUCAACGACUUACCGUGUGACGUUGCCAGUUGGCCUUGAUCAGUACUAUGAGAUGGUCAUCGUGAGUGAAAGCGACUUCGCCUGCUACGUCAACGGCCAACAGGUAUUCAACACACAAGUGGACCGGCCCGUGUUCUCGUCCUACGGCACCGCGCUGGCAUCUCUGCCUCCCCUGGACGGAGCAUUGAAUACCCUCAGUCCGAGCACAUUCCCAGCGGACUCUGCAGAGAGGUAUAGGAUCUGUGACUUUUCAGUGACCAGGGCCAUUUCAAACUCGACGUGCUAUGAUCCCUCGUCGCUAUCGACGUGCCUCGCCGCGCCGACCCCGAGCCCGACGCCGAGCCCCACGCCCCACCCGACGGCUCCAACGCCAGCGCCUACCUUCGAGCAGACGACGGAUUUGUGGUUGCCAGUGCUGAGCACUGAUCAUGCGGGUGGCACCGUCGGUAGGUAUUUCAAUUUCGAUUGGGUGGCGGAGCUUGGAUCUGGAACGGUUUACUGGCCAGAUUUGAGGCAAUGCCGCGGUGGGGUGGAGCUUGCGGUUGGUUCUGGUGUGCUUUGGCAAGGUGCCAAUGGUGGAACGGCCGGCAAUUCUCAUGGACGUUUCGACAGUGCAGCUGCGAUUCAUCGUGAUUGGAAAGUGGGUGAUAUCGCUACAAAUGGAAACUGUCAGCCCAGUCCCACGCCCAGUCCGACGCCCAGUCCGAUCCCUAGCCCCACGCCAAGCCCGACGCCGUACCCGACGGUCCACACGCCGCACCCGGGCAGCGAUGGCGGCUUUGUGCUGGCGAUGCGGUUUGCCACCUUCAGCCAGUUCACCUUCUCCAGCGACUACUGGACAAAUGACCAACUCGUGGAUGAAGCCGAUGCUGACCCUUACAAGGAUGCCGACGGAAAGUUUGACGCAUUUCUGUCUGCGCCCGCGACCGAAAUAAGAGGGUCUCCCUGGGGGGUGCAAGACGUACAAUUUUGCCUCCAUGGGGCUUCCCACGACGACGACUCUCAAGGAUCUGUUCGCCACUACUCCCAUCGGCUCCUCCACGAAUAUCAGGUUCGGCGAAUCGACUGCUGAUAUCAGGCUGUGGGCUGAAUACGCCGGGCGGAACGGAUGGGCGGAAGAAACCGUUUGGAUGGGUUCGGGCAUUAAUUACGCAGACGACAUGUCAAUCUAUCAGGCCAGGGUGCGAUUCGGUGCUCUCUUCAACAACUAUGACAGAGUUGGUGAUGCCGACGACGCCAUCGGGUUUGGGGCAACAGAGGCUGAGGGUCAAGGUAUGGUGGGCGCUGGAGCGACGACUUGGCCAAGGAAUUCGUAUCCAGUGCAGGGCACGAUCUGGGUCAAGACCCCUGCGCCCAGCCCGACGUCCAGUCCGACAUUGGCACCGACGCCAGCGCCGACACUGGCAUUGAUGCUGUUGUACACAGAGCAUACGGGUCAGACGUGCGAUGGGAACGGUGUCGCCGGCAACUUGGGCUCAAUCAGAGUAGACGUCUUUGGUGGUGAUAUUGGACCUUGCGCCGACGAGUGCAAUUCGAAUCAGGAGUGCGUCGGAUUUGUGCAUGUCUCGACUGGGGAAUGGUCCCCUGCCUGUUUCCUGCGCUUGGGAGCGAUGGGGAGUCCGACGCCUUUUUAUUCGGACACGCGCACCUGUUACGAACGCAAGCCGACGGCCGACCCGACGCCAAGCCCCACGCCCACCCCGACUGCGGCGUCGACGCCAGCACCAACGCCAGCACCGACGACGUCAUUGUCCUCCGCCACCGGCGAUCCACACUUGCAGAACAUGUUCGGUCAGCGGUUCGAUUUGGUGAGGCCAGGCAAAUCUGUCUUGGUCAGCGUUCCGCGCGGAAUGCCCGUCGAGGACGCGCUGCUUGUUGUAGAGGCCGACGCGCGUCGACUGGGGACACACUGCUCGGACAUGUACUUCCAGGAGAUCAACGCCACAGGGACGUGGGCGAACAAGGUGCGGCCUGGAGGCUUUCACUUCGACGCUCACGACGCGCGUGACGAGACGCCGAAGUGGCUGAAACUCGGGCUUGUGGAGCUCAAAGUCGGCAGCGGUCACACUGACAAGGGGCAGCCGUAUCUGAACGUCUACGUCAAGAACCUUCAGCGCACUGGGUAUCGUGUCGGAGGGCUGCUGGGAGAGGAUGACCACACGGAGGCGGCGGUGCCUGAGGAAGGGUGCAAGAAGAUGUUGUCCCUCGAGGCGCGGUUGUAUGGUCAAGCUUCGGAUCUAAAGGGCUCCGUCGCAAUUGGCUACUGAGCCGAGGGCUCCCGGCUCCGCGCUGGGCGGUCGAGCCCGCCCGCCCGCCCGCAAGGGGUGAAUUGAUGUGUCCCGCCGACAUUUACAUCGAAUUCCAGAGACCUAUAGGGAUCUGCGACGACAGAGCGUACAUAUGUACAUCAAGCGUGGCGCGUUGCCGCUUGUUUUGAUCGAUGGCAAGCGUGUGCGCGCCUUUUUUCCGUGAUACCGCGAUCAGCAGUUUGCCGAUAGUGAAUAGUGGAGUCGUGGGUGGGCAGGGGGGGGCUGGGGUCGGCCAGCCAGCGGGGGCGCUGUGUUGCGUGCCAGAUUUUGUUGCCAGCGCUUCCCGCGCGAGUCAGGCGUAGCGUGCUGCCGCUUGUUUGAAUCGAUGUCAAGCGUGUGCGCGCCUCAACUCCGUGGAACCGCGUUCGGCCGUCUCCGUUGCAGACGGUGGACGGAGCAGGUCAGGGUGAGCUGGAGGGAUGCUUCGGUAAGGAAUCAUACAUUACAGCCUCCUUCGAGUGCCCCCCAUCCGC
Prorocentrum cordatum is the source of this 3276-nucleotide messenger RNA. The record is from the annotation of a GenBank genome assembly. NCBI's taxonomy places the organism in Eukaryota, Dinophyceae, Prorocentrales, Prorocentraceae.